AUGUCGGCUGCUAGCGAAGAGGAUGAGAUACAGGAAGAAGACUCCGAAGUCGACAGUGCAUAUGCAAGUCCGGUCGUCAAGGUGAUUGUCGGAUCACCAGCACAAGUCUUUCUCAUUCACAAGAAUCGCUUGACAGAGGCGAGCGAGUUCUUCAGGGCUUGCCUUUCGACAGAUCGAACAACGAAAGAACCAAAUCAUUCUUCCAGAGGACCCGUGUCGAGCCUUUAA
Messenger RNA from Cladophialophora psammophila CBS 110553, 228 nucleotides. RefSeq lists its product as uncharacterized. The record is from RefSeq and is a predicted model, not a curated record. The transcript has 2 exons. Lineage: Eukaryota; Fungi; Ascomycota; Eurotiomycetes; Chaetothyriales; Herpotrichiellaceae. Bases 1 to 228 code for a protein of 75 amino acids.